Molecule: messenger RNA, 3632 nt
Organism: Eubalaena glacialis (North Atlantic right whale)
Lineage: Eukaryota; Metazoa; Chordata; Mammalia; Artiodactyla; Balaenidae
Gene: ABLIM2
Product: actin binding LIM protein family member 2
Exons: 19
Coding region: 102-1997 (631 amino acids)
Biological process (GO): lamellipodium assembly; cytoskeleton organization
Cellular component (GO): actin cytoskeleton
Molecular function (GO): actin filament binding
Source: RefSeq, a predicted model, not a curated record
AGGCGGCCGGGCGGCCCUUCGCGCCGGGAGGCGCGGCACCUGCGGGCAGAAGCAUCGGCUGCCGCAGAGCCCAGACGACCCGACUCCGAGCUGCCGCUGAGAUGAGCGCAGUGUCGGAGCCGCAGGCUGCCCACAGCCCCCCGGAGAAGCCGGCCAGCACGGCGAUCCUGUGUAACACCUGCGGGAACGUGUGCAGGGGAGAGGUGCUGCGGGUGCAGAGCAAGUACUUCCACAUCCAGUGCUUCAUCUGCAAAGAAUGUGGCUGUGACCUGGCCGAGGGCGGCUUCUUCGUGCGGCAGGGCGAGUAUAUCUGCACCCAGGACUACCAGAGACUGUACGGGACCCGCUGCUUCAGCUGUGACCAGUUCAUCGAGGGCGAGGUGGUGUCGGCGCUGGGCAAGACCUACCACCCCAACUGCUUCGUGUGUGCCGUCUGCCGGUUGCCCUUCCCGCCCGGGGACCGAGUGACCUUCAACGGCAAGGAAUGCAUGUGCCAGAAGUGCUCCCUGCCCGCAUCAGCGGGCAGCAGCGUGCCCCUGUCCCAGGGCCUCUGGAGUUGCAAGGGCUGCGGGGUGGAGAUCAAAAACGGCCAGUCCCUGGUGGCCCUGGACAAACACUGGCAUCUGGGCUGUUUCAAGUGCAAGACUUGCGGGAAACAACUGAACGCGGAGUAUAUCAGCAAGGACGGGCUGCCCUACUGUGAGGCCGACUAUCACACCAAGUUCGGGAUCCGCUGCGAUGGCUGUGAGAAGUACAUCACGGGGCACGUGCUGGAGGCGGGGGAAAAGCACUAUCACCCUCUGUGCGCGCUAUGUGUCGGGUGCGGCCGGAUGUUCGCGGAAGGCGAGGAGAUGUAUCUGCAAGGCUCCUCCAUCUGGCACCCGGCAUGUCGACAGGCAGCCAGAACUGAAGACAAAAGCAAGGAAACCAGAACCUCUGCAGAGAGCAUCAUUUCCGCCCCUGCUUCCAGCACCUCAGGGUCUCCGAGCCGCGUGAUUUAUGCCAAGCUGGGCGAUGAGAUCCUUGACUACAGAGACCUGGCCGCUCUCCCUAAGAGCAAGGCCAUCUACAGCAUCGACCGCCCCGACAUGAUCUCCUACUCGCCCUUCAUCAGCCACUCGGUGGGGGACAGGCAGAGCUGCAGUGAGGGGGAUCAGGAUGACCGCUCCUACAAGCAGUGCCGGACCUCCAGCCCGAGCUCCACCGGGUCGCUCAGCCUCGGCCGCUACACCCCGACCUCGCGGUCGCCCCAGCACUACAGCCGUCCAGGCAGUGAAAGUGGCCGGAGCACCUCCAGCCUCUCCGUGCUCUCAGACAGCAAGCCUCCCCCCUCCACCUACCAGCAGGCUCCUCGCCACUUCCACGUCCCAGACACUGGCGUCAAAGAUAACAUCUAUAGGAAACCCCCCAUCUACAAGCAGCAUGGUCCUGUAGCCCAAUCCCCAAUUUCCAAGCUCUCGGGCCUGAUGUCAGUCUUGUCCUUGGUGGUGCACAAGGGAGGGUGCUCCAAAAGGCUAGAAGGUCCGAGCCCUCCGCAGGCUGCAGCCGCGAGGCGAUCAGAUGGGGAGGACGGAAGUUUCGACCCGGAUAACAGGAAGCAGAAGACCAACUGGCUGAUGCUCAAGGGGGACGCAGACACUAGGACCAACUCUCCAGACCUAGACAGCCAGUCUUUGUCCCACAGUAGCGGGACCGAUAGAGGCCCUCUCCAAACGAUGCCAGGGGACAACAUAUACUCACGGUUCCCCUAUUCCAAGUCUGACCCUGUCCCAGGACAUGGCAAGAAUGGCUUGGACCACCGGAUCUAUCCUUAUGACGCCCUCAUCGUCACAAACCGAAUCCGCGUGAAGCUGCCCAAAGACGUGGACCGGACGAGACUGGAGAGACACUUGUCGCCCGAGGAGUUCCAGGAAGUGUUUGGGAUGAGCAUGGAAGAGUUUGACCGCCUGGCCCUCUGGAAGAGGAACGACCUCAAGAAGAAAGCCCUGCUGUUUUGACGCUGCCGAGGCCCCUGACCACGGGCACGCCUGCGGGAACCACCAGACCCCUCCUCUUGCACUUGGCUUUGGCUUCUCUGUGUCCACGGUGGGCGGUGGGUGCCUGGAAGGGCCGGGCUGGGGCCUGGGGGCGGGAGGAGGUCCCAGAGCAGGUGCAGCCCCCCCGUUUCUGCCAGCACCGCUCCCGCCCGUAGUUUAGGGCCCAGACGCCUGGCUUCGCACUAUUCCUUCCCCGCUGUUGCUUGCCGUCAGGGAGAUGCUGCAAGUCACUGCCCCGGAGAUGGGGGAAUGGACAAGUGCAGCCCACCUCCCAGGCCUCCGGGCAGUGCCCACCCCACGCUGGGCCCUGGGGCCACAGAGGCGAUGGGACCGGAGCUUUGAGGAGGCCUGUCAAUGACAGGCGCUGACAGGGUCAUGGGUGGGUGGGCGCACGGCGUGGCCCCCCUCACCCGUUCAGCCUCAGGAGGCACGGCCUGGCACAUGGGCCCCCCACCCCCGAGGCAGGGGGAGUGCCACCCAGGGCUGCAAGAAGCAUGGGGGCUCGGUUUUCACGGCCUUUGUGAUGAAUCAGUGUUUAGGGAGGAACUUCAGUCUAAACAGGCACCUUCUGCCAGGGCCCUCCGUGCACUGCAUUUUUCUUCCAGAUCAUCCCUUAGAUGCCUAAAUGAUAUCUUUAAAGUAACACAGAAGUUUUUAUUUUAUUAAAAAGUAGAGCCUACUUAAAGAUGACAUAUAUACAGAGUUUAAUUCUAUGGUCCCGCUGAAGGGGAGCACCUCCAGCCUGAUUCUCCACUGUUCGCAUCUGUGUGGUUUCAGGUUUUGGGUGUGUUCCUAAUACACAGGACUCCUUGUCUGUUUUCUUUGUGCUUUUUUGCUUUUUGACCUGUCAUACAGGUACCCCGAAAGGCAGACCCACUCCCCACCCCCCCAUAAUGCUGUUUGUAAGUACACGUAAAGUACAGCCACCACUGUUUUUCUCGCUGUCAUUUUCCAAGUCUUGGAGAGAAGACAUCCUCCCCUGACGGCCAGUGCCCCAGAAUGAAGGAUUUCCAUGCCCUCUUGGUGACGUGGCCAGGGGUGUCCCACCUUCCCCCCUUCUCCCCCAUAAAACACAGACACCCCCAGGGAGGGAUGCUCAUGCCUGGUCCUGAGACCGACAGCCAGACCCUUGGGGAGACGGGAUGGGAGGUGCCGCCUAGAUCCACAAAGUCAGCAGGGCAUCCACGGCAGGAGGCCGGCGGGUCCCCCACUGGAAGGCGUCCUGCUUGUGAUUAGGUGUGGGCUAGAGCGUGGUGCCUGACACGGAAUGUUUGUCAAUGCGUUGAGAGGCCUGUGAAACACUGCAAAGGUGUCCCCAGAGUCUGCCCCCUCCCUGUCUUUGUGAAGCUGCAUCUUUCUGUGUUUCCUGGAUGUUCCCAUCCGUGAGUCAACGUCACUCAGCUUCCUUUUGGCCCCGUAACACGCCAGUCCCUCUGCGCACCUGGCUUCUCACCAGCCCGGCUUGGCCAGGGAGGGGAGUUCUCAGCACCUAGUACGCUUCCCUCCACUUUGCGAUCUGAGCCCGGGCCACUGGAAACCCCCAGUUUCUCACUAGUGAACAUCAUUUUCAGACUAGGGGAGCCUGGAAAAAUAAAG